AACUAACCAGCUUAACAAUAUUUUACACAUUACCAGCUUAAGAUAAACUUACACUGCACAUACAACUAUGAGUGAUCUAAGGUUAUACUCUCUGCUACUUUUGUUUGUUUCAAUCAUUGUUCCGUCAGCAGCAGCAGAAGCACGUUUUCCUAUGGUGAAGCCUGGAUGCCGCGAGACCUGUCCAGGCAAUAAUGUAUUAAUUCCAUACCCAUUUGGAAUUGGUCGUGAUUGUGCUAUCAAUGAAACAUAUGUUGUAACUUGUAACCAUUCAUCAAACACCACUUCUUCGAAGCCAUAUCUGAGCAAACUCAACCUGGAGGUGCUGAAUGUGUCACUGAGCUCCCAAACCAUAACUGUCCGGACUCCAGUGCCUCAAACUUGUGCAGGUCAAGCUAAUAAUACCCGCUGGAAUAGCUCUGACCUCUCUGGAAGUCCUUUCUUUUACUCUAAAGAUGACAAUAAACUGAUGCUUUUUGGAUGUGGUAAUGCUCUUCUCAAUCAGGAUCAUGACCAUCAGGUGUUGUCAGAAUGCACGUCCACGUGCAAUAUAAGCAGAAGCAUAACUGGUUGCUAUGGCAUCAAUUGUUGUACAACAAGCAUUCCGUUCUAUAUUAAUAAAUACAUAUUGAACUACGCAAUCACAGAGUUUAACAAUUCAUGUGCUUCUGCCUUCUUGGCAGACCAAAGGUGGACGCCGAAGAGAUUUUCAGACCUUUUCAUCCAAAGAUCCUUGGAAUCUGUUCCUGUUGUGUUGUCGUGGACCCUCCAACGUAGUGACAUCCGUGCUAUCCCAGGUUGCUCUCAGUCAAAUCGCCCACUCGAACUAGAAUCCGGCAAGAUUUACAGUCAGCAGUGUGAGUGUGAAACGUACGGAACAGAUACUUUUGCCAUCGGAAUCAACCCGUAUUUAGAUGAUGAAUGUUAUUAUGAGGACUUUGCUGGGUUCGUGGAAGGAAAGAAGAACAAGACAGCUGCUAUUGUUGGUUCUUCUGCAGGUGUUGGUGUAGUAUUUCUCAUGAUAGCUGCUUAUGCCUCGUACAAAAUAGUAAAAAAGAGGCGCAACAAAAAGCGCCAAGAGAAAUUUUUUAAACGAAAUGGAGGUCUUUUGUUGCAACAACAAUUAUCUGCUGAUGAAGGUGCGGUUGAGAAAACAAUGCUAUUCUCUGCUAAAGAAUUGAACAAGGCCAGUGAUGGAUUCAACAAAAAUCGCAUACUAGGUCAAGGAGGUCAAGGUACAGUUUACAAAGGGAUGCUAACAGAUGGCAGAAUUGUAGCAAUCAAGAAGUCAAAAAAGGUUGAUGAAAACCAAUUGGAACAAUUCAUCAACGAGGUUGUCAUUCUUUCACAAAUCAAUCAUAGGAAUGUGGUAAAGCUUCUAGGUUGUUGUCUGGAGACAGAAGUCCCACUACUAGUUUAUGAAUUUAUCCCCAAUGGAACCCUCUUUACCCUUAUACAUACUGGGAAUAAUGAGGAGCUUCCCUUGACUUGGAAUUUGAGACUAAGAAUAGCCACCGAGGUAGCAGGAGCAUUGGCAUAUCUGCACUCAGCAGUUUCAAUUCCAAUCUUCCACAGAGAUAUCAAAUCCAGCAAUAUACUUUUGGAUGAAAAAUACGUAGCAAAAGUAUCUGACUUUGGAACUUCGAGGUCUGUGGCAAUUGACAAAACUCACUUAACUACUGUAGUUAAAGGGACUUUUGGCUAUUUGGAUCCAGAAUAUUUCCAGUCAAGCCAAUUUACAGAGAAAAGUGAUGUCUACAGUUUUGGGGUGGUCCUUGCUGAGCUUUUGACAAGACAAAAGCCAAUAUCCUCAGCAGCAACAGAUGAAACUUGUAACUUGAGUUUGGCCACAAGGUUCCUGAUAUCCAUGGAAGAGGAUUCUCUCGAAAAUAUUCUUGAUCCUCAACUGGUAAAUGAAGAGAAUGAACAGGAGGUUACAGCAGUUGCUAAACUUGCACAACGAUGCUUAAAUUUAAAUGGGAAGAAAAGGCCAACUAUGAAGGAAGUUGUCAUUGGAUUGGAAAGCCUUAAACUAUCAUCAGUGCAUUCAACUACUCCAGGAAAUUUUCAAAGUCCAAGUUGCACUGAGGGAGAAUCUUUUGUGUUUUUCAAUAACAAUUAUACAUGGACAACUGAAGGUGAUAGCUUUAGAUCAGCUUCAGAUGUCCAUCCACUACUGAAUAAGCACUAGUUUAGUAUUCUGUUUAGUGGUUAGAGUUGUAUAUUUAUUUCGCAGAUAUGCUCAUACUUGUCAUGUCAUGUCCUGGACAUCCUUAAAUUUGUUAUGGUAACAAAUAAGGAGUUUUAUUUUUCCAAAAUACCUUUGAUUAUAAAAAAAAAUUUCAGAC
Messenger RNA from Coffea arabica (coffee), 2345 nucleotides. Its product is annotated as wall-associated receptor kinase-like 1. NCBI's taxonomy places the organism in Eukaryota, Viridiplantae, Streptophyta, Magnoliopsida, Gentianales, Rubiaceae. Gene Ontology annotation, cellular component: plasma membrane. The record is from RefSeq and is a predicted model, not a curated record. Gene Ontology annotation, biological process: cell surface receptor signaling pathway; protein phosphorylation. Gene Ontology annotation, molecular function: ATP binding; protein serine/threonine kinase activity; polysaccharide binding.